Messenger RNA from Schistocerca americana (American grasshopper), 2994 nucleotides. It is a transcript of the gene Dpp10, whose product is annotated as dipeptidyl aminopeptidase-like protein 6. The annotation marks the transcript as partial. Gene Ontology annotation, biological process: proteolysis. Gene Ontology annotation, molecular function: serine-type peptidase activity; dipeptidyl-peptidase activity. The record is from RefSeq and is a predicted model, not a curated record. The transcript has 16 exons. NCBI's taxonomy places the organism in Eukaryota, Metazoa, Arthropoda, Insecta, Orthoptera, Acrididae.
AUCGUGACGUCGGUGGUGGUGCUGACGCCGCCGGACGAGGGCCCGCGGGUGCGCGGCCGCCGCUUCCGGCUCGCCGACAUCCUGGGCCACGAGUUCGCCGCGCUGCGCUUCAACGGCUCCUGGGUGUCGGGGGACGAACUUGUGUUCCGGGACCAAUGGGGAGGCAUCAGCCUGUUCAACGCUGCCAACCUUACCAGCCGAAGCAUUAUGCCCAACCAAACCUUCAAGCGGCUCAAUCCAGUGCGGUUUUCCAUGUCUCCAGACCAUCGCUACAUCCUGCUGGCCCACAAUGUACAAAAGCUCUUCCGCUACUCCUACCUUGCGCAGUAUACGAUCUAUGACGUCGCCACCAUGGACGUGUUCCCGCUGUCACCGACGUCGCCCUCCGAGGACUCGCAGCAGCAGCGCUUCCUGCUGCACGCUGCGUGGGCGCCGCGCGGUCACGCCCUCGUCAUCGUCUACGACUACGACGUCUACUACCGGCCCCACCCGCGCUCCGGCCAGUCCUACCGCGUCACAAACACCGCCGUGCCCGGCGUCCUCAGCAACGGCGUGCCCGACUGGCUCUACGAGGAGGAGGUGCUGGGCAGCAACGAAGCGCUGUGGAUGUCCAACGACGGCCACCUGCUGCUGUUCGCCACGUUCAACGACACGCUCGUGGAGGAACAGCGCUUCCCCUGGUUCGGCACGCAGGACGACGGAAAGCUGUACCCCGAGAUCCGUAGCCUGCGCUACCCCAAGCCCGGAACGCCUAAUCCUGUGGUGACGCUAUCAGUGGCUGACUUGGCGGACCCGAAGAACAUCCGCACCAGGGACCUGAAGCCACCGAGUGCGCUCAACCACACAAAGGAGCUGUACUUCACGGCUGUGACGUGGGUGAGUGUCACCGAGGUGUCCGUCGUGUGGAUGAAUCGGCCGCAGAACCUCUCCAUCGUCACCGUCUGCAAGAAUCCGCUCUGGAUCUGCCAAGAGACGCACCGGGUGAGCGGCGAGGGCCGCGGCUGGGUGGACACGCAGGACGCGCCGCUGUUCGCGCCGGACGGCCUCAGCUACGUGGCGGUGGCGCCCGUCAUGGACGGCCCGGCGGGCCACUACCGGCACGUCGUGCUCGUCAACAUCCCGCGCAAGAGGCUCCUGCCGCUCACGCACGGCCGGUUCGACGUCUCCCGGCUGCUCGCCUGGGACCACGCCCAGAAGCUCGUGUACUACCUGGGCGUGCCCGAGGGCCGGCCGGGCCAGCUGCACCUGUACCGCAUCACGUCGGAGGUGCCGUCGGUGGGCGAGCCCAUGGGGCUUCCGACGUGCCUCACGUGCCAGCCGGAGACGCCGUCCGAGCACCCGUUCGCCGCCUUCUACGCGUCCAUGGCGAGCGGCCGCCAGGUGCACGACGUGCCGCCCGAGCAGGACGACGACGGCGCCGACGCCUGGGACGACGACGACGCCGAGAGCACCACGCAGACGCCGACGCCCGUCAAGAAGAAGAAGAAGUCGGGGAAGCAGAAAAAUAAAUGGACAGCCGGGCGGCCGGACGUGAUGGAGCUGCUGUCGCGGCCGUGCCUGUUCCACAACGCCGCCUUCAGCCCGAGCGUGGCCUUCUUCGCGCUCGAGUGCCUGGGCCCCGGCGUGCCCACGGUGCGGCUGUACGCCACCCGCGGGCCGCGCCUGCUGCUGCACAUGCAGAACAACACGCGGCUGCUCGAGCGCGCCGCCAAGAUGGCGCUGCCGCAGGUCAAGACCUUCGCCGUGCAGAUCUCGGGCGGCUACUUCGCCCAGGUGCGCCUCCACCUGCCGCCCGGCCUGCGCGAGGAGGAGAUCACCAGCUACCCGCUCGUCGUCCAAGUGUACGGCGGUCCGGGCACGCAGCUGGUGACGGAGCGCUGGAAGCUGGACUGGAGCACGUUCCUGGCCAGCAACCGCGACUUCAUCGUAGCGCAGAUCGACGGCCGCGGCUCAGGCGGGCAGGGCUACCAACUGCUGCACGAGGUCUACCUGAGGCUCGGUUCCGUCGAGGUCGACGACCAGAUUGAAGUCACUGAGUACCUGCGCGACUCGCUGCACUUCGUGGACAAGCGGCGCGUGGCCGUGUGGGGCUGGAGCUACGGCGGCUUCGUGGCGGCCAUGGCGCUCGCCAGGGACCGCGAGCGGGACGUCUUCCACUGCGGCAUCUCCGUGGCGCCCGUCACCACGUGGAAGCUCUACGACUCUGCGUACACGGAGCGCUACAUGGGCCUGCCCAACGAGACGGGCAACUACAAGGGCUACGAGGAGGCGGACGUGAGCCGGCGCGCCGAGCUGCUGCGCGACAAGAUGUUCUACCUGGUGCACGGCACCGCCGACGACAACGUCCACUUCCAGCAGAGCAUGGCGCUGGCGAAGGCGCUCGCCAACAAGGGCGUCCUCUUCCGGCAGCAGGUGUACCCCGACGAGAGCCACACCCUCGGUGGCGUUAAACGCCAUUUGUACCGCUCGAUGGCUAACUUCCUGGACGACUGCUUCCGGAAGCAAGUCCCACCAGACCUGAAGGCUGGUCUGAGGAAUGGAGGCACCUCUGGCGACUGAGCGUUCAGCCACAGCACCACGCAACAUGUUCAGACGCACAACCCCCUGGAACAGCAGUCGCUGGAUGGCGUCCACUGAAGAGGCGAAGUCCACCGAUCGCAAAGUAGUUCUUUUUCUUCCGGUACUAUGUGCCAUUAUUCUGCCUUGCUCCUUAGAGUCGUUUCGUAUUUUUGCGGUAACAGAAGGACACAGAACGGCCGUUUUACUUGUUACUUCACUGAUAAGCCUAUCUGUUGGUUCAGUAUUCAUGUUACCAGUAAUAUGACGAGACAGUGUAGUCAUAGUGUUGUAGGUGAACUGUCACCAUGUGAUAGCGACAUCCAAAUAAUCUCGAACUUUCAUUUGAUAUGCAACUGUUUUUUGUAAUACCCGGUGCACUGGAAUAAGCAUGAGACUUAUUUCAUUUGAUCUGUAAUGAGAAAUUAGGCAAACUAA